Messenger RNA from Nematolebias whitei (Rio pearlfish), 1685 nucleotides. It is a transcript of the gene smoc1, whose product is annotated as SPARC related modular calcium binding 1. Gene Ontology annotation, cellular component: basement membrane. Lineage: Eukaryota; Metazoa; Chordata; Actinopteri; Cyprinodontiformes; Rivulidae. The transcript has 14 exons. Gene Ontology annotation, molecular function: heparin binding; calcium ion binding; protein binding. Gene Ontology annotation, biological process: extracellular matrix organization. The coding region runs from base 68 to 1498 and encodes 476 amino acids. The record is from RefSeq and is a predicted model, not a curated record.
UGUUUUUGUUUAAAAUCUUCCUCCCGGUUCGGACCCGGUUCUGUCAGACCCACCGGCUGCGGUCAACAUGUUCCUGUCAGGCAGCUCUGUGGGCACCUUGUUAUGGGUUUGGACCCCCCUUUUCCUGUGUCACCUGGCCCAGGUGUCGGCGCAGAAGUCUGGUUCCCGGUGGCUGAUUGGGGACAGAGACGGUCCCUGUGGGACGGUCUGCUCUCGGACUGUGGGGAAGCCGGUGUGUGGUUCGGAUGGACGGAGCUAUGAAACCAGCUGUGAGCUUCAGAAAGCCCGCUGCAGAGAUAAGUCUCUUACACUGGCACACCGAGGCAGGUGUCAAGUGAAAACUUUUCAGCUUCCUGCGGCUCCAGCUCCAACUUCUCCACCUGUAAAGAGACACUCAGAGGUCAAAGAUGUGGGUCAGUCAAAGUGUCGUACUGAGAGGAGUGAUGCUCUGGAACAGUCGAGGAGGCCCCACGAGUCCAUCUUUAUCCCAGAAUGCAACGGGGAUGGAACAUAUGCCCAGGUUCAGUGUCACACCCUGACGGGUUACUGCUGGUGUGCGAACACCGAUGGUAAGCCAGUGAGCGGCUCUUCUGUGCGCAACAGGACACCGGUGUGUUCAGGGUCAGUAACCGAUAAGCCAGCCGGGCCACCAACCACUGGGAAAAAAGAUGAUGGCUCCAAACCUACACCCACCAUGGAGACCCACACCCCCCCUGAGGAAACAACCGCUCCAACGCUCUGGAUGAAACAUCUGGGUUACAAGGAGAAUAAACAAAACAUCUCCACCACCAAAAAGCAAGAAAAAGGUCCUCCUUGCGAGCAGGAGAGACAGAUCGCCCUGGAUUCAGCUGGCCAGAGUCCGUACAGCACAGUUUUUGUCCCCGACUGCGGCGCUGGAGGUCUUUACAAGGCGAUCCAGUGCCACCAGUCAACGGGCUACUGCUGGUGUGUUCUGGUGGACACGGGCCGACCCAUUCCUGGAACCUCCACCAGGUACAAGACCCCCGAGUGUGAUGAAGAUGCACGAGCUCAAAUAAUGGAGAUGGAAGAUCCAUUCCUGGACAGACAGCUGACAGGCUGCCCAGAGGGGAAGAAAGCAGAGUUCAUUACCAGCCUGCUGGAUGCCCUCACCACAGACAUGGUGCAAGCCAUAAACUCACCGGCUCCCUCUGGUAGUGGGAGGUUUGUUGAGCCCGACCCCAGUCACACUCUGGAGGAAAGAGUGGUCCACUGGUACUUUGCCCAGCUGGAUAACAACGGUAGCCAUGACAUCAACAAGAAAGAGCUGAAGCCUUUCAAAAGGUACUUGAAGAAGAAAGCCAAACCCAAAAAAUGUGCCCGCAAGUUCAUCGACUACUGUGACCUGAGCAGGGAUCGAGCCGUUUCCCUGCAGGAGCUGAAGGGCUGCCUCGGAGUCGGCAAAGAAGGCAGCUCCGUAUCAAGUAGCGUCCAUGGGACAAGACAAGGACCAAACUUAUUCAUAGGGCGUCUGGUGUGAGAGGAAAAGUGUCCAGAUGAUAUCGGAGAACACCAUGGGAGGGCACAUCAAGAUGGAGCACAAAUAACAACAAAACCAGGAAAAAAAUGAAAAGCGACACCAAAAUAUUUGCACUUUUUCCUUUCUAUGACAUUUUACUUGUUUUGACAAGUUUUUUUUUGUUAAAGUGUCUGACCCUUUCAGGAUG